This is a messenger RNA of Rotaria socialis, 2469 nucleotides long. The record is from the annotation of a GenBank genome assembly. Lineage: Eukaryota; Metazoa; Rotifera; Eurotatoria; Philodinida; Philodinidae.
AUGGAAAACGAUGAUUUCACUCAAGAAGAUUUUACAUUUGAUGAUGAAUCAUCGAAUAAAAAGAAAAAUCCGAAAGGAAAAAAGAAGAAUAAAUCAAGUGGAUUUCAAUCAUUUGGAUUAUCUGCACCUGUAUUCAAAGCGGUAGUGAAACGUGGUUAUAAAGUGCCAACACCAAUUCAACGCAAAGCAAUACCAGUAAUCUUAAAAAAUAGGGAUGUUGUGGCAAUGGCCCGUACUGGUAGUGGAAAAACGGCUGCAUUUCUUAUACCGAUGUUUGAAAAAUUGAAAGGACAUGAUCCAAAUUCUGGCCCACGUGCACUCAUUCUUUCACCAACUCGUGAAUUAGCUUUACAAACACUCAAAUUUUCACUUCAACUUGGGAAAUUUACUGAUCUCAUAGCAACAGCCAUUCUUGGUGGUGAAAAACUUGAAGAACAAUUUAGUAAUUUACAUGCUCAUCCGGAUAUUAUUAUUGCAACACCUGGUCGUUUUAUGCAUUUAUGUAUUGAAAUGGAUCUUAAAUUACAUGAUGUUAAAUAUGUUGUAUUCGAUGAAGCAGAUCGUUUAUUUGAAAUGGGUUUUCAAGAACAGAUAAAUGAUAUUAUCAAACGUUUACCAUCGCAGCGUCAAACUUUGUUAUUCUCUGCUACACUAUCAAAAGUUCUAGCAGAAUUUGCUAAAGCAGGUCUUUAUGAACCGGAAUUAAUUCGUCUUGAUCUUGAAAUGAAAUUAAAUGACAAUUUAAAAUUAUUAUUUUUUCAUUCACGUCAUGAUGAUAAAACUGCGCUACUUCUAUAUGUUCUUCGUUCAGUCAUACCAGUCGAUCAACAAGUUGUUAUUUUUGUUGCUACACGUCAUCAUUGUGAAUAUUUAAGAGAAUUACUCGAACAACAACCGCAACAAGAGUUAUUUUCAGCUGUUACUAUUUAUUCAUCACUUGAUCAUUCAACAAGAAAAAUCAAUCUCGGAAGAUACCAAUCUGGUAAAGUACGAGUAUUAAUUGUAACAGAUAUCGCUGCAAGAGGCAUAGAUAUUCCAUCACUUGAUAAUGUUAUUAAUUAUAAUUUUUCUCCAACACCAAAAUUAUUUCUUCAUCGUGUCGGUCGUGUUGCACGCGCUGGCCGUAUGGGUACAGCAUAUUCAUUCAUUUCGUCGGAUGAACUAUCGUAUUUAUUCGAUGUACAAGAAUUUAUUGGUAAAACACUAAUAUAUGCAUCAAAUGAAUCAAAUGCUGAUGAUUACCAUUUAUUAUUCGGUAAUGUUCCACAAACAAUAAUCGAUGAAGAAUCUGAAACGAUACGAAAAAUAACAGAGAUCAAUGUUGAUUUAAUCAAUUUAUUCAAAGUACAACAAAAUGGAUAUCUACAUUAUGUAAAAUCACGACCACCAUCAUCGUAUGCAUCAAUUAAACAAACGAAACAGUAUUAUAAACAAAUAAUGGACAUGGCUAUACAUCCGAUUUUCAAAGAAAUUUAUAGUAUUGAAGAUUUAACACCUAAUUCACUUAUUAAACAAUUGAAAUCAUUUCGAACCAAGAAUACAAUCUUCGAAGUGAAUCCAUCUGCAAGCAAUGCUGCAUGUGCAAUCAUGAAACGAAAACGAGCUCAUGAUGAUAAACUAAUUCUAAAACAUGGUAAAAAAGAUCAAUCGUUACCAGAAAUUAAUAACGACUCAGAUGAUGACGAUCAGCGAAAAACACUUGAGGUAGAUAAUAUGACCAUAACUAUUCAAGAUCCAAAUGGACCAAAUUAUGAUAGUAUGGAACCAUCACAAAAAAAGAAAAAGAAAAAUCGACGAGAAGUUGAUAAAGAAUUUUUUAUUCCUUAUCAACCACCCGAUUUCCAACGAGAAAAAGGUUUGGAAAUUCAUUCAUUUGAACGUCAAACACAUGACGCUGUUAUCGAUAUGGCCAAUGAUGAUGGUACUCAAAUGAAAGGUCCAACUAUUCAAAAAAAGAAAUGGGAUCGAAGAAAGAAAAAAUUUGUUACUGUUGGUCAAACUGAUGGAAAAACAAAAAAAAUUAAAACAGAAAGUGGCCAAUGGAUUCAGGCGUCGUACAAAACUGAUGUCUACAAAAAAUGGCUUCAUAAAUCAAAGAUUCUUGACAAAGAAUUACCAGAUAGUCGCCGAAAUAAAGCUCAAGAACACGUACAUGAAGAUGAAAUCUCUAGUGCACAAGCUAGGCCGAAACAAUUUCAACAACGAGUACAACAAUUAAUUAGUCGACAAAAAUCCCAAUUGAAAGCUAGAGGCCAACCAAUGCCAAGUCAUUCGGAAUUGAAGAAGCCUGAACAAAUUAUGAAAAAACGUACUGAACAACGUAAACGACAAUCAUUACAACGUGCUCGUCAAAUGCGCAAAGGUAGUCGAACGAAUUACAAAAAUAAAAAACAUAGCAGUAAACCGAAACACGCUCGACGUGUAACUCCGAAUACAAACAAUUCAUCAAAAUCAAAUCGAAAGAAAUAA